AGACAGAAGAAAUCGAGGACUUUGUACUACGAAAAUCAGUGCCAUAAAUAUUUCAUUCAAUGAUCAAUAUCGUGAUUUGUCUCCAUCUCUGUGCUACUGCGAUUCGGAAGGACCUCCAUUAAAGCUUUCGCUGAGAGCUUCCCAUUUCGCAGACUCGUUUCGAUCUCUGACUCUUAACUGUGCAGGCCAUUGUCUCCAUACUCGGGCAAGAUCUGACCUCCUUUAUCAGUCGGUGAUGUAUAAUUUAUUGUAAAAUAUUCAAUUUUUACGCGGCAUUUUGUAUUCUAUUUUCGACCCAUUGUAGUAGGUCGGGUAAUAUUGGAUACCCAUAUCUUAGAUUUUUGGACAAAGUUUUCUUUCUACUUUUAGAUUUUUAUCUGUCUGGGACGACUGAAGGUUUUUCAAUUUGAUUUGUGUUGUGAAAUUUUGAGGUGAGAAUUAAUUUAGAUUUAGGGAAAAUGUCUUCGAUUCGAUUCGAUUCCUCUAAGCAAUACUACGCCACUAGCAGUCUUGUGGUAGGGUACGCUCUCUGUUCAAGCUUGCUAGCGGUCAUAAACAAGUUCGCCAUCACCAAAUUCAACUUUCCUGGCCUUUUGACUGCUCUGCAGUACCUAACUUCUGCUUUGGGAGUUUGGAUUUUGGGGAAAGUAGGGUUUUUGCACCAUGACGCCUUUACAUGGGAGACUGCCAAGAAGUUCUUACCAGCUGCCACCGUUUUCUACCUUGCAAUCUUCACGAACACGAACCUUCUUCGCCAUGCGAAUGUUGAUACGUUUAUAGUGUUUAGAUCCUUGACACCCCUUUUGGUUGCAAUUGCUGACACCACAUUUAGGAAACAACCAUGCCCUUCCAAGCUUACUUUUCUGUCAUUGUUGGUCAUUUUGGGUGGAGCUAUUGGGUAUGUUGCUACUGAUUCAGGCUUUACUUUGACUGCUUAUUCGUGGGCAUUUGCUUAUUUGGUGACCAUUACUACUGAAAUGGUUUACAUCAAGCAUAUGGUUACCAAUCUUGGGCUUAACACUUGGGGUUUCGUGUUGUACAACAAUCUGUUGUCAUUGAUGAUGGCUCCGCUGUUUUGGAUUAUUACCGGAGAGUAUGUUGAGGUGUUUGCAGCUGUGGGAUCUAGUACUGGGAAUUGGUUUCAAUCCAGUGCUUUUAUUGCAGUGUCGUUGUCUUGUGUCUUUGGUUUGCUCAUCAGUUUCUUUGGAUUUGCUGCUAGGAAGGCCGUUUCUGCCACGGCAUUCACAGUAACAGGGGUGGUUAACAAGUUUCUUACUGUUGCCAUCAAUGUCACCAUUUGGGAUAAGCAUGCCAGUCCCUUUGGUUUGCUCUGCCUCCUCUUUACAAUUAUAGGCGGAGUUCUUUAUCAGCAAUCGGUAACUGGAGCUGGCAGUGCGUCUUCACAGCGUGAAUCAACUGCAUCUAAGCAGAUUGAUAGUGAGGAGGAUGAUCAUAAUUAUGAAGAUGAUAGUCAAGGAAAGGGCGUACCUGGUAAACUUGCUUCUGUAUGAUGUAUUUUAAACUGCUAUCUUUGUCGUUUAGCCUCAGGAGAAGAGGCUUAGAAGAAUAUAGGAGUUAGAAGUUUUAUCAUCUAUGGUUUUAUCUGGAAAAGAAAAAUCCUAGUGUUAAUUAUUCUAAAAAAUAUAUAAUUUUGUAUGAGAUCUUACAGAUCUUACCAAUGUAUGGAUUCAUGGAGCACUUUAAAUUACUACUACUUUUGCUGCCCCGAAAAAAAAAACAGAAUACUGAAACUGAAACUGAGAGAACAGCAUCUCUGCUGCUUUACCAUGACUCUUGCGAAGUAAUAGUUGGUUGCUCAUCUAUGUUCGCCUGAGCAAGAUCUUUACUUGGAAACUAAGAAGUAUGUAGUCAUCAGCUAUUUGUACUUUCUCAAUUAAAUUUAGCUUGUUGUUUGUGUUUUGUUUUGUUAUUUUUUUUAUGCUUGUCUUCUUUCCUUGAUAUAAAAUGGGAUAUAUUUCGUAUGUAUUGAUGAUUCCAUAUUUGGAGACUGACUAUAAAGCUUUCCCAUGA
Messenger RNA from Humulus lupulus (European hop), 2031 nucleotides. Its product is annotated as GDP-fucose transporter 1. Bases 459 to 1511 code for a protein of 350 amino acids. The transcript has a single exon. Gene Ontology annotation, cellular component: Golgi apparatus. The record is from RefSeq and is a predicted model, not a curated record. NCBI's taxonomy places the organism in Eukaryota, Viridiplantae, Streptophyta, Magnoliopsida, Rosales, Cannabaceae. Gene Ontology annotation, molecular function: antiporter activity; GDP-fucose transmembrane transporter activity.